This is a messenger RNA of Helianthus annuus (common sunflower), 1188 nucleotides long. RefSeq names its product probable 6-phosphogluconolactonase 2. The coding region runs from base 174 to 953 and encodes 259 amino acids. Gene Ontology annotation, molecular function: 6-phosphogluconolactonase activity. The record is from RefSeq and is a predicted model, not a curated record. Lineage: Eukaryota; Viridiplantae; Streptophyta; Magnoliopsida; Asterales; Asteraceae. Gene Ontology annotation, biological process: carbohydrate metabolic process; pentose-phosphate shunt. The transcript has 4 exons.
UAUGUAUCAACUUGUUCAGAGUCAACAGUCUGUGUCUAUACAUGUAAUAAAGCUUAUAUUUUCUUUAUAUAAAUUCAUACUCAUCUUCUACUUUAAUCAAUUUCUUCAUCAUCUUCUGCCACGCAUCCACCUUUCUUUCUUAUUUGUUUAGACAUUAGCAGGGUUUAAGGAAGAUGGCUCAUAUGGGAUCAAGCAAAAACAGAGGGGAGGUGAGAAUUCAUGAAAGUUUGGAUGAACUCAGCACAGAUUUGGCUGAUUACAUAGCCGAAUUAUCCGAGGCAUCGGUUAAAGAACGCGGGUUUUUCGCCAUUGCGUUGUCGGGUGGCUCCAUCAUCAGCUUGAUGAGGAAUCUAUGUGGAGCUCCUUAUAACAAGACUGUUGACUGGUCAAAAUGGUAUAUAUUUUGGGCAGAUGAAAGAGUGGUUGCCAAGAACCAUGUUGAUAGCAACUAUAAGCUUGCUAAAGAUCAUCUUUUGUCCAAGUUACCUAUUGUACCUAGUCAUGUACAUUCCAUCAAUGAUUCUCUAACCGCAGAAGAAGCUGCAAACGAAUACGAGUUUGUGAUCAGGCAACUAGUCAGGACCCGUGUGGUCGACGUAUCCGAGGUCAGCGACUGCCCGAAGUUUGACUUAAUUCUUCUAGGGAUGGGUCCGGAUGGGCACGUGGCAUCUUUGUUUCCGAAUCAUUCGGCUCUUGAAGAAAAGAACGAAUGGGUGACAUUUAUCACCACGUCCCCUAAGCCUCCGCCCGAAAGAAUCACCUUCACACUGCCUGUUAUCAACUCUGCCGCCAAUGUGGUGGUGGUGGUGACAGGUGGCGGGAAAGCGGAGGCUUCCCGGAUGGCGAUAGGUGAUGUGGGACCCGAGUGUCCGGUUUUGCCAGCUAGGAUGAUUGAACCAACUGUAGGGAAACUUGUGUGGUUUUUGGAUAACCAGGCUGCUUCAAAGCUCUAGGGCUUUUCUCAAUUUUCUAAGUAGAGAAAUUUAAGCUCUAAAUGUGGUGGAAGAUUCAUAAUUGUUUGUUAUCCCUUUUUUGGACCCUUUUUUUUCAUUAAGUAUAGGUGUUUGACGAUUUUACCCUUGAUUAAAUACUAUCUUAAAGUAUUGAAAAUGGUCUUGUAUGUAAUGAUUCUAGAAUUACAAGAACCGCAUAAACACUUGUUUUUCGUUAAUACCAUACAUUAUCUCA